This is a messenger RNA of Abrus precatorius (Indian licorice), 504 nucleotides long. RefSeq names its product pectinesterase inhibitor 2-like. Gene Ontology annotation, biological process: negative regulation of catalytic activity. Gene Ontology annotation, molecular function: pectinesterase inhibitor activity. The transcript has a single exon. The record is from RefSeq and is a predicted model, not a curated record. The coding region runs from base 1 to 504 and encodes 167 amino acids. Lineage: Eukaryota; Viridiplantae; Streptophyta; Magnoliopsida; Fabales; Fabaceae.
AUGUAUGUAAGUCAAGGUGUGGAAGUUGAUGCCAUUUGCAAGAAAGCUAGCAAUCCUUCAUUUUGUAGAAAUAUUGUGAAUUCAAAGCCUGGUGGAAUAGCUAAUGCAGAUCUUGUUGGCAUUGCUCAAUAUGUCGUUGAUGUGACACGUGUGAAUGUGACCAACACUAUCAAACUAAUUCACAAGCUAAUUAGACGAAAUGUUAACAAUUCAGAUGCAAGAGAGCAUUAUACAUUAUGCUUAAAACAUUUCAAUUAUGAAACAGGUGCCCUUAGAAGAGUGGAGCUUACACAAGAGACACUGAAAAAGAGAGAUUACUCAUCCUUGAAUAUGAAUGCUGUUGCAAUCAACACUAACAUUAAUUUGUGUCUUGAUGGAGAGUUACCUACUGAUGAUUUUAAUCCUUUUCAUGAUACAUCUUUGCUCCCUACAUUUGCUGAUGCUAUUUCACAGGUUAUUGAAAUAAUUAUUAUUGUAUCUGAUAUGUUGUACCCUAACGUAUGA